Molecule: messenger RNA, 2040 nt
Organism: Brachypodium distachyon (stiff brome)
Lineage: Eukaryota; Viridiplantae; Streptophyta; Magnoliopsida; Poales; Poaceae
Product: L-gulonolactone oxidase 3
Exons: 2
Coding region: 72-1829 (585 amino acids)
Cellular component (GO): membrane
Molecular function (GO): FAD binding; D-arabinono-1,4-lactone oxidase activity
Source: RefSeq, a predicted model, not a curated record
CCCCAAUCGCAAACACAAAACAAAGCGAAAGCAGAGCCCACUCACGCACACACGCGGAGAAGACGAGAAGAAUGAUGGCCAUUUUCCUCCUGCUCCUGAUGUGCUUCCUGGCCCCCGGGGCACUCUCCGUGCCGCCGCGCCCGCCGGUGCGGUGCGGCGGAAAGGGAGAGUCCGGCUGCGUUCUGUCGAACGCCUACGGCGCGUGGUCGAGCGACCGCGCCGACUGCCCCGUGUCGUCCGUGGCGUACCCGGCAUCGGAGCGCGACGUGGUCGCGGCCGUGGCGCGCGCCAGCGCCGGUGGCAUGCGCGUCAAGGCCGUCAGCGGCUUCGCGCACACCAUCCCGAAGCUCGCGUGCCCUUCCGCCGGGCCCGGCGGGAACGGGAACGGCACCCUGCUGAUAAGCACGGCGGGGUACGCGGGCGUGGAGGUGAACGCGGCGGCGCGGACGGCGACCGCGGACGCCGGCGCGCCGCUGCGGGCGGUGAUCGACGCGGCGGAGGCGCGGGGGCUGAGCCUGCCGGCGUCGCCCUACUGGGAAGGGGUGAGCGUCGGCGGCGCGGUGAGCACGGGGUCCCACGGCAGCUCCUGGUGGGGCCGGGGUGGCGCCCUGCACGACCACGUGGUGGCGCUCAGCCUCGUCGUGCCCGCCGGUGCGGCCGACGGAUGGGCCAAGGUCGUGGCGCUCCGCAGAGGCGACGCGCUCUUCCCCGCCGCGCUCGUCUCCCUCGGCCUGCUCGGGGUCAUCUCCAAGGUGACACUGGCGCUAGAGCCGCGGUUCAAGAGAAGCAUAACAUACGACUACAGAGACGACUCCACCUUCCAGGACGACUUCGCGGACCACGCCGCGCGGCACGAGUUCGCCGACAUCGCCUGGUACCCGUCCCAGCACCAGGCCGUGUACAGAGUCGACGGCCGCGCGCCGCCGAACGCCAGCGGCGACGGCGUGAACGACUUCAUCGGCUUCCAGUCCACGCUCAUCGCGGUCUCCGCAGGGAUCAGAGCACUCGAGACCGCGCUGGAGCGGUCCAAGAGCGUGAAGGGGAAGUGCGCGAUGGCCGCGGCAGAGAUCGCCGCGAAGAAGCUCGUGGGCAACGGGCUGAGAAGCAGCAACGGCGCGCUCUUCACGGGCUACCCCGUGGUCGGGUUCCAGGGGAAGAUGCAGACUUCGGGCUCCUGCGCGCACUCGCCGGCAUCCAACCCGCUCGCGGCCUGCGCGUGGGAUCCCAGGUUCAAGGGCCUCUUCUUCUACGAGAGCACGGCCAUCUUCUCCCCGGAAGGGUUCAAGGCGUUCAUCCUCGACGUCAAGCGGCUGCGGGACAUGAACCCGGAGAACUUCUGCGGCGUGGACGUCUACAACGGGAUGCUCAUCCGGUUCGUGAAGAAGUCGGAGGCGUGGCUCGGGCAGCCGGAGGACUCAGUCGUGGUGGACUUCAACUACUACCGCGCGGCGGACCCGGCGGCGGCGCGGCUCAGCCAGGACGUGUGGGAGGAGGUGGAGCAGCUGGCGUUUGUGAAGCACGGGGCAAGGCCGCACUGGGCCAAGAACCGGAUGGCGGCCUUCCUUGGCGUGCGGGCCAAGUACCCCGGAUGGGCCAGGUUUUUCGAGGCCAAGCGGGAGCUGGACCCAAGGGGGCUUUUCGAUAGCCCGUGGUCCGACGAGGUUAUUGGCAAGAAGGAGCUCGGGAAGGGCGAUGGGUGCGCCAUGGACGGGCAAUGCGUCUGCUCCGAGGACAUGCAUUGCAGCCCGGGACAAGGGUACUACUGCAGAACGGGGCUUGUGUAUGCAGAGGCCAGGGUGUGUAGAUACUCCGCUUCGCAGCUUGCAUAAAACACUUCCUGUGCUGAAUCGCUGAUUCUUUGGUUCGAGAGUUCUGUGCAGAUGAUCUUACGAGGAUCACAGUAGUACUGAGCAGACAGGUCCUUGUAGCCUAGUUUGUAAAUUCUUCUUUAAAGCUGCAUUUAUUUAUUUUGACAUGAAUAAAAAUACAGAUAAGAACAGGCAACAGAAAUAAGUACUGUAUAUAUUUUCUAGCCUAUCA